Molecule: messenger RNA, 1764 nt
Organism: Alternaria ventricosa
Lineage: Eukaryota; Fungi; Ascomycota; Dothideomycetes; Pleosporales; Pleosporaceae
Exons: 1
Coding region: 1-1764 (587 amino acids)
Source: RefSeq, a predicted model, not a curated record
AUGCCUCUCCUAGCUCCGACCAAGGGACAAAAGAAUGCGGCGAAGAGAGCUGCUAAGAGACAAGGUGCAUCAGCUACUAAGGAAGCUCCGUCGGGUAAAGUAGAGUACGCGAUAGUCGGUAAUAUCGAACCUGAGCGGCUCGACCUGCCCGCAAUCGCAUUUACACCCACUCAGGAAAGCGCAACAUCGACACGUAAUGUUGCUGUUUCCCUCCUUGAGCACUACAGCCUUACGUCGUAUGAAGAUAUAGUCGCUGCUCCAUCUAUACCAACCACAUCACAGCAGGUACCACAACCGAACACGGAUCUUCCUAGGUCUCAGUCCUCAGGGUCUCCGCCUACGUUGUCCACACUGCCUUUAGAAUCCCUGGGCAGCUUCAGCGAUAGUUUCACCUUCACAGCUCCUACUGGCAUUGGUAAGUUUGGUGAACGCUCAAAUACCGCCGACUUCUCCGACCACGAGUACGCGUCUUCCUUUUCCAAGGACGUUGAGGACUUUGCGUAUAAGAGUCCAACUUCUUUGGGUUUCAGCGAAGCCUCCGUGGAAGACCUACGUAGUCCUACGUUUACGACCGCUGCAGCAUCAACAAGAGCUUUCGAGGCAGCCUUGUCACGAACAUCUGGCACGAUAGAGUCAUCGAUCUCCACGUGGCUCGGAGAUGCCACGACUGCCAACGCUCCUGCAUCCGUGUGCGAGGACGACUUUCCAUGCCCAGCUGCUGAUAUCUGGAAACAGCCGGAAGUGUCAUCGGACUAUGCGAAUCGGGAACAAGCUCUUGUACCGUACUGCAGGCUCAAGCCACUUACUGUGGACUACGAAGCGAACCAAGAUCUCGACGAGAAUAACAUUGACCUGUCACUUGAAGGCAUACUUCCUGGCCGAAUGUUUCUAGCGAGCGCGGAUGGUAUGAUCCAAUGCAUCGCCCACGACCAGUUUCUACACAACGUCGAAACCAUCAAGGAUGAUGGUGGGUCAGACUUUGACUCGGUCGCUUCUCCAAGCAAGGGUUACCUCGCGGAUGCCAGUGAAGAGUAUAAUGAGACUUUCGAGAGUAUUGACAGUCGCAUUGAAGACGCCCAGUUAGGCCCCAGUAUCCGCGAAAAGCUUCACGAUAUAGACAAUGCGGGUGUAGAGGGUCCCGAAGUACCCGACCGGUGUCUGCAACCUGCGAACAAGUAUAAUCUGGAUCGUGAAGAGCUCUCGAGCCAUACGGACGGUUCGAAUGCCGGUUCGGACGAGGCUGCAUCGGUCAGUACUGAGAAGUGUGAGGUGAUUGGGACGCAUCAGGGACGCCUUGAAUCUACCACACGCCCAGACAGCAAAGAAGAGAUUCAUGACGCACCCAUGAACGAGGUCUCCGAUGAAGAGCUUGCCGAGACCGUAUCGACUAGCUCUCAGGUACCUGACACUCCCGACUGUGCUUCCGAGUUGAGUCGCAUGCGUCUAGGUACGGAGUCUCUAUCCUCCUUUCUUGAAGUCAUGGAGGCCGAAGAAAGCGGAAAGGCUACUCGACACGCCGUGGUCACCGCAUUCCUGAAGCUUGUCAACAUCGAGCGAAAGAAGCGAGGGGUUCAUGCUCUACCAUCGCUAUACACAGCACAUAGUGUGCUGAGUAGCAGUAUUCUUCCGCAUACAAUCAUGCUCGGUACUACGACUGUUGCGUCUUUGCUUGCGCAGUUGAGCUUCGAUGACAGGGACGAGGUUGAGAUCGUUGACGUGUGUGCGGCAUGGGAUCGGUUGAGCCAUGAGGAAGUGCAACAGUAA